CUGAAUCCCAUGCGAGUUUUUCGGUCGCAUUGACAAACAAGCGUUAAUCUGCCCUCUGGCAGAGCAAAGAAGUAAAUUCUACACCGCGAUUCACGUUUGAAGUGAAAAGCGAAGCCUGACCUUUAACGUGCGAUCGCAAAAGUCUGAGGAAGCGAAAGAUGUCGUUGAGCGAAGUAAUGCUGAAAACUCUCAUUCCAAGUAACUUCUUGGAUUCGGAUGAUGAGGAGAUAAAGUCGUUAACUUGCCCUCAAGAGACAGACGAUUUGCAAAGGAGCGAAUUUCAUAUGUUCAAUGACUACUUUGGUUUGAGCAACUUGGUUCAAAGAGUGAGACAAGCGAACAAUCACGAUUUUGACUAUUUAACGAGUGAAAAUUUUGGAGUCAGCAAAUUGGCGCCACGACGUGACCGAUUUGACAGCAUCGAUUCGGAAAAUUCAUCGUCAGGUAGCUGUGAUUCUUUUACGGAUCACUUUGGAGAUGGGCCUUUCCAGCCUUUCAACUCAUCAUCGCUCUUGCAUAGUGCAACUUCUAAACGGAAAGAAGCCGUUUUGCCGCCAAGCCGAAGGAUUAAGCCGUCCACCAGAGUUCCCGCUCCUAUCCCAAAUCGACAGAAUGUGUGCGUGUUUUGCAGAAACAACGGAGAGAGCGAGGAGGUCUACUCUUCUCAUCAGUUAAAGGGUCCAGACGGAAAGACGACAUGUCCUAUUUUGAGAGCAUAUACCUGUCCAAUUUGCAAAGCAAGCGGCGAUGAGUCGCACACCAUCAAGUACUGUCCGCAGAACCAGCAAGCGCAAGCCAAUGGCGGUCAACUGCCCAAGGUGCCCAGGAAUCGUGUUCUCCCCAAAAGGAGUCGCUAAACUUUUCCUUCAGAUUCUAAAGUAAGACUAAGAGUGAAAUCAUUAUGUAAAGAUUUUUUUCAAGGGAAAUUUAGAGUUUAUAUGCCGAUUUUAAAUUUAUAUUCGGGUUGUUGUGUUAUUUGUUUACAAUAUGGUCGCUUACUAUUUCCAAGACAGCGUGAACUGCGUAAAGAUCGCGGCGAACUAAAUUAUUAUUCCGUUUAUAUAAUAAAACCCACAAUUGACGGUGCAGAUUGCUGCCAUUCGUAUCAUUAAGGCUCUUUUCAUCUAAGGUGUGUUCGUAUUGAUGAUAUUCAUUUUCUUUCGCUUUCGACUCCUCCAAAUUCUUUGCGAAUAAGGCUUCCCAUGUUGCGUUAAGUAUUAUGAAGCGAUCUGCAUUUAGGAAGAAAUUUUCAUGGAGAUCACUGUUAAAUUUUAGUAUUUACUUCCCCUAGAGGAUGUUGUGUAAAUGUUGCGGAAAUCACAGUAUUUCCCUUUAAAGAGGUUCAACUUUCUUAGUUAGAGGUUAACUUAUCGAAUAUGUAUCUAUGUAAAAUUUUCGAAUUGUAGCAGAACCCAAUAUUGAAUUUUCACCCUGUAAGUGUAAAGUAUUUUAAUAAGAAAGUGUUGAUUAUGAAUUUGGCUCAGAAAUGGAGAGAUUAUGAUUAAUAAUGGCUUUUAUAAUUCCCAAUUCUCUAAGGGAGGUUUUUCAAUAAUUCGAUAUUUACGAUGUAGAAAUUUACUACUUUGAAAGUAGGUUUAAUACUACCCUGUUGUAGAGGUGGAUUUUUGAAUGAAUUUUAUUCUAAUUUUAACAGCUGUGUUCUAAAUAAUGGCUGCAAAUGAUGAAAUGAAAAAAAUCAAGGUUUACGAAAUGUUUUUUAAUAUUAAAACCGACAUUCGUUAUUCUAACAUUAGAAAGUUUUGAGUACGAUUUGUAUUUAUAUAUAUUAAACGUAAUUCUAAUAUCAGAGGAGAAAUUUUGUAUGGCUUAUUGAAAGGAGAAGGAAGAUAAAAACCUCGUUUUGCAAUUUCUA
Pocillopora verrucosa is the source of this 1873-nucleotide messenger RNA. RefSeq names its product nanos homolog 1. Lineage: Eukaryota; Metazoa; Cnidaria; Anthozoa; Scleractinia; Pocilloporidae. Gene Ontology annotation, cellular component: perinuclear region of cytoplasm. Gene Ontology annotation, molecular function: zinc ion binding; mRNA binding. The record is from RefSeq and is a predicted model, not a curated record. Gene Ontology annotation, biological process: oogenesis; negative regulation of translation.